AGCCAAAACAUAGGGACCGGCCGAAGUGUAUGCAGCCGCGCGCUCUUGCUUGUCAAAAGUGUAUAACCGUUUAUGUACGCUUGAACUGAAUUUUACGUUAGAGCAAAAUCAGCAGUGAAGUAGUGCACAGUGAAUUCGGAUUUCUAUCAUCGUGAUGCUGAAACGGUGAAUCGUCGAUAUAUUUUCUGCCCUGAAUAUUAUCCAGCAUUGCUAUCAAACAUGUAGCAAGAGGUCAGGUGUUAAUCGUUGUCCUUGAAGAACUGUGGUCACUUUGAAUUCUUCGACUGUAUUUCACCAGCAUUCUUCACAACAUUUUCUCCUGUUUCAUCCUUAGAAAGAUCUGGAAAAAUCGAGCGCACAACGAGAAAGGUUCUUGUUUUAUGUUCUGUCAAUUUGAUUAUCUGCCGCAUUUAACAGCAUCCAGCUGCUCAGCAUAGAAGUAUGUAAUAGGAGAACUAUAUGGCUACUGAAUAAGUAGUUCUGAUGGGAAAGAUAACGGAUAUUCUCCGUUACUCUUUGUAGAAGAGAGCGAGAGAAUACUAUGCCGGGAAGCACAAGCAUUUUCGGAUCUACUGCAGAGGACAAGGAGAUUGUCAAGAAUCCGGAGCCCACCCUCAUGUCGGGCAAACAGCCACCCCCAGUUGCGCCAAGAACCACCAGUGUUCAAAUUCAGUCGUGGCAAUCGGCAAAUAGUGGCGGCGAGAACUGGCAUGCUCGUUCCGGUUCCAUGGAUAGUUUGGAAAGUAGUGGAAGCAGCAGUUCCGGUGGUGGAAGUAGCUCUGCUAAUCCACACUCCACCGCAGUUGAAUACAUCCCAACCAGGACUGUGGGGAAAAUAGCGAAAUUACCUCCUCAUAAUCCACUACAAUUCGUGAAGGUGCAAUCGCCUUUGUAUAAAAAGGCCGAACAGCAAAUAAAAUUAACUAAAGAAGUGAAAAUAACAAGGGAAGCCUUGAAAGAAGGAGAAGAAGAAUGGCAGUCGAAUCUAGAUAACUGGAAGUCACGUAGGAGAAAAGUGUCCGAAAAGGUCAUUCAGAGAGCUGAGGAAAUGAGACAGAUUGAAGCCGAAGAGCAACUAAGACAGGAUCAGUACUUACAACAACAAAGAAAAAUAAAGAAAUUUUCCGAAAUAGUAGAAAAAAGGUCUUCAACAAGAACAUACAAUUUAGAUUUGUAUAUUGGCCAAGGAAAUGACAGUGGCUUAGGUGGAACUCCUGAACCAGAUGAUACUCUUGAUUGCCAAAGCUCUAUUUUGCGUUCAGACACAAGUGAAGGAAUGACAUCUGAAGCUGAAAGUGUUGAUAGUGAUAUACAUAAAUCUGACAAAGUUCAUGAAAAGGAGCCUCCCAAAGUGCCUCAGAAACCACAGAUGCGGCUCUUGAAAGAAAAAUUAUCUGACGAAUUUAAUAAUUCAUUAACUUCUGCAAAUCACUUCACUACUCAUCAUUCAGCAAGAGAUUUUGAUAAUUUUUCUUCUGCUGAACCUUCUGAUAUUGAAGGACACACUGGAGAUAGUGAAACUGUUUCCUCUGAAGAAGAUAUUUCAUACAUAGCAGAGGGUCAUAAAUCAGAAUUAAGUAGCAACAAUACUUGUGAUCAAAGGCAAGAAAAUUACAGUUCUGUCAGAAAUGGUAAUUUAAAUGGGAAUAUCAGUUUAAACAAAAAUGAAGAAAUUGAAGAAACCAAGAAAACUUUGGAAGAUAAAGUUAAUGGCCAGCCUUCUGACAGGCAGACAUAUUCUUUCAAUAUAUCUAUCAAACCUGGAGACAAUAGAGGAUUUGGAUUCACUCUGAAAGGUGGAAAAGAUCAAGGUUGCACAGCUUAUAUCGAUAGUGUGACUAAAUAUAGCCCAGCAGAAGUUGCGGGUUUAAAGGAAGGUGAUAAAAUAAUUUCUUUAAAUGGAGAACUUGCAUCUGAUUAUAGUCAUGCAUCUCUGAUUUUUUCUAUCAAACAAGCAGUUUAUGCUGGAAUUCUGGACAUAAUAAUUUCUCGCUCAGAAAAAGAUGCUCCUUUGUCUUCUGAAAUAAAAAAGACAACUAGCAGAAAAUCAUCAUUUGCUGAAAAGCUUGCUUUAUUUAGUUCUGGUGUUAAUUCAGCAACACCAAAUUUAGAUGAAAGCAAAGCAUCUCUAACAUCUUCAAAGUCAUGUGAAGGCAAGUGUGAGUCACUCGUUUUGAGAAGAAGAUCAGCAUUUGAAAAUGGAAGAAAAGAAAGUAAUAUUGUCCAUCGCAGAUCAUCUUGUUUGUCUCAGGGAAUUUCGAAAGUUAAUUCUGAUAAUUUAGAAAAACGAUUGUCAGUUGAUUUAUCACAAUGUAGUUUACCAGAGAAUGGAAGUGUUAAGAAAGGACCUCCUCCUCCAGUGCCAGUAAAGCCGAAAUUGAAACCAAAGAUACAUCAUGACUUACAUAAAACAGAAUUUACAAAGACAAACGGUUGUAAUGAUUUAGAAUAUUUGAACUCUAAUGGCUCUAUUCAGAAAUCUGACACUAUUUCUUCUGAUAUUACCAAUCAUGGAAACCUUCCAAAUGAUGAGUGUCUUUCUAAUAAAAGUGAUGAGGAAAUUCAAUCAGAAAACUCAAGUCUCGAAAAUAAUGAUAAUGAAAGUAAUAACGAACCUUCAAAUAUUAUCAUAAACGAAGAAAAUGAAAAUUCACGAUCUGCUUCCUACAUCGAAAAUGACACAUCUGAAGAUUUUCAAAGACAUAAAUAUGAAGUAUUAAGUGACAGUCAAAAAUUUGCUGUAAACGUGGACGUACCUACAUUAAAUUUUAAGUCAAUUGAUAUUAGCGAUACCAAUUUAACUGAAAAUUCUCUUCCCGAAUAUGUGGAUGCUUUUAUUCCACCAGAAUUCAGGAAUGAGGAACUGGAUAAUGAGAAUGAAACUGAAGAAAUUUUAUCUUCCGCUGAAAAAGCAAUAGAAUCGGAAUCUUUCACAUCUAUCAGCUUCAUUUCAGCACCAAUUCUCUCUGAUUCUUGUAGAGCCGAAUUGGAUUCUCCUGAGAAGUCAAUCAAACUUGAUUUCGAGUUUGAUGUAAUUAAAAAUGAAGAGUGUUUUGACGAACAGAAUAGUCCCUUAGAUAACAACUUUUUGCAGACUGACAUGUGCUACCUUUCUGAAGAACAAGAACAGUGUGAUUUAGAAGACAAUAAUGCUGCCUUAGAUCUUGCAAUAAAUAUGAAUAAUAUUAGCCUAGAAAAUAAUAGUGAAGGAGUGGAGAACGUAGUUGCUAAUACUGAAGAUUAUUCGUUGGAUGAAGCAGGUUCAUCACCUGUUGAAAACACAGAAGAUGUUGAUAAUCAAAUAAAUACUUCACCAUUGUGCUUACCAUUAGAAAAAGUUGAUGAAGAUGAUGUGAUAUCAGCUAGCACAACAACAUCAUCAGAGACUCCAGACACCGAAACUGUUAUUGAAACUUUACCAUCGAAUUUAUCCCCUCUUCCAAAUGAUGAGUCAAAUGGUGAAGAUUCAUCUAAACUGUUAAACGGUGAAGAUAAAGAAACGGAAUACCUUUCUGAAGCUCCUGUUCCUGAAGCGCCUUCAUAUGAUCCUACUGAGCCGAGUUGCUUAGAAAAUUCAGAAUUUGCAGACAAUUUCGAUAAUAAUGUUCCUAUACAAGAAGAUUUUACUCCUAACAAUUCCGAAAUCUAUGAAAGUAAUGAAUGUGGGUAUCCUAUUAUUCAAGAUGAUGAAUAUUGUAGAGAAUUAGACGAAAGUAUUGAUAAGAUAACAUCUUUGGAUGUGAUUGAUGAAAUUGAACAACAAUUAAUGCAUCAACUAGAGCAACAGGGUGAAACAUAUGAGGAGAUGGAUGAAGAUUUAACAGCCCAGUUAGAGCAAGAUAUAAAUAAGCAAUGGCUUUAUAUCACAGAUGAAGCUGAAUUGCUUGAUGAUUUAACUCCUCGAAAUCUUGAGCCUCCAAGAGAGCCACCACCACCUCCGCCUCCUCCAGAGGCUGAUACUUCAGAUAAAAAGCUGUUUACUCGAACUAAUUCAACCAAAAGAAUAAAAAAAGAACUGUGGCGUCGUAGAUCUGAUUUCUUAGGCCUUGAUUCCCCUGAAGGAAUAGAUGUUGAUAAAAUUUUACCGCCUCCACCUGCAUUAGAGGAAAUUUUAAAGCAAGAGCGAGAACAAACACAGUGGUUAGAAAAGAGAUUAUCUUUAGCAGAGACUGACAUUUCUGCACCUUUGUAUAUUAAUGAUUCUGUAGGCAUGGAAUCUCAAGAUUUUGUGCAAAAUGAGUAUAGUUCUGAUUACUAUGUCGAAGACAAUGAUGGUGUUUCAGCAGUUUCUGGUGAUUCUAAUAAUGAACAAUGGAAAGAACAUGGAGAUCAAUCUUUUGAACCUACGGAAUUACACUAUAAUCCACCAGACAUGGCAAUUCCUCCUUCAGAAGAAAACCAGAAAACUAAUGAAAGUCCUCAGCACAAAGCAAAACAGAACCUCUACGACCUUGGGGCUGCACCAAAAGCAAAAAUUAUGGAUAGUAAUAAAUGGAUUACGGAAAAGGUUACACCUCUUAGCAAAAAGUCAAUUGAGCCUGUUUUUCGCCAAACCACUUACAACCAAAAUUAUUGGCUGACACAAGAUGACGAGAGAAAACGAAGCAUUCAAACUGGCGAACAUUUGAUUGAUAGAAGGUACUCUAUGCCACCAUGCCAAACUUCUCAUCCUGAUGUUACAGUUCGUACAUGGGGAGACAGAGAGUAUGAAUUUCAAAAACAAAGACCUAGAUCAGCUGUAUGGAAUACAACAGCUGCUAGUGGAGACAUGUAUGACACAUAUUCUCGUAAGCAAGACCUUAUGCGCACACAUAGCUAUGAUGGUCAUGGAGAAGUUAAUUUUGAUUCCGAUAUUCUUGAGUCAGAGGCUCAUAAAUGUUCCUCUUGUGGAAAAGGUCUAUGUGAAGGCUCUGCUAUGGGUAUUGAAGCGUUACAUUUGUAUUUUCAUAUACAAUGUUUUCGAUGCUGUGUAUGUCUAAUGCAGUUAGGCAAUGGAACUUGCGGCACAGAUGUACAAGUGAAAAAUAAUCAACUAUAUUGCCCUAAUUGUUUCACAGCUGAUUAGGCUUGCUGAUGUGUUUUCUGCUCUACACAAAUUUUCCAAAAUCAUGUAUAAAUUAUCUACAUCUUCCAUUGUACAGAUCAGAAUAAUUUAUAGUAUAAUAUAUUUGUUUAUUCUGAAUUGAAUUUGCAAACACUGAACUUUAUUUCCUUCAAACGAUUUAUGAGACUAAAAUAUAUCAUUGUUAUGAAACGAUUUAGUCUGUUGCUCAGAGUGCAGUUUAAUCUAUACUGUUUCUUUGUUGGUCUGAUAUACGAAAUUAAGUAUUAAUGGUAUAUUUUUAUGCCAUGUAGAUGUAUGCCAGCAAUUAUUCUGCACCAUAAGAAUUUCAGAUAAAGAAAAAAAAGAUGUAGUUGUAUUUGUAAAUGUGUACAAACAACUUAACGGUUUCAAUGUUUCCUUUCAACACUUAGGUAUAUUAAGAACUAAAUCAAAGUACAUAUUUGAAAGGUUUGUUUACCUUCGAAAGUUGUGUGACAGCUGAUGUUCAAAGAUGAAUGCUCACUUAUAUACAAAGUUAUAUUGUAUUGUUGUAUUCAGUGCACUUUGCAAUAUACUGAACAGGUUGUUAACAGUUUUUAGCCUUGAUGUAUUACUAUAAUUAUAAUUGCAUUCUGCAUGUUGAUUUCCCCUAUCUCUAUAACUAGUCGGUUUUAUAUCACUGCAUUUUCUUUGAAUAUGUUCUAAUAUAUUCACUAUUUCUGAAUUGUGAGACAUAUGAUAUACUUCAUAAGCACUUUGCUCUGAAAUUUAUUUUCUAAAUAAACAAUUAUUGUGCCAUAUACAAUUAUUGUAUUCAAAUAUCGUUGUAUACACAUUAAAUCCUUUACAUAUUAUUUUUAAUUCAUAUGUUGGGUUUGAUGAUUGAGGUAGAGAGAGAUUAAUAAUCUAUUUGGUUCUCAUCGUAAAUACUCAAUCAGAACAUCAAGUUAAACUUAAAUUAUAAAAAUUCUAAUCUUUUAAUGUGUUAAGUAAUAAAAUACUUUUAAUGUCACUUGUAGAAUUGUCUUAGUGGACAAAACAUUUUGCUUCCCUCUCAUUUUUGUCUGUAAGGUGAAUUACAAUGAGAGCGCUUUUAUACAAAUUGUGUGUAUAGUUGUAAAUAUAUGUGUUAAUUGAUAUCGUAGACUUAAUGCAGUGAUAGUUUGUAUAGCUUUGGUAAAAAAUAGCAAUAUACCUGUUAAAGGAAAGGUUUUUUAUAUAUUUUAAAUUUUUUUGCCAUUUAAUUUUGAUUAUCACAUUUAAAUUAAACAAUCUAUCUACUCUUUUGCAUAUGUUGCAUUUCUUUUUGCCAAAGAAACAUUUUUAUAGAUCUCGCCGGACAGCUAGGUAAAAAUUUAAUGGAGUUAACAUUUAGCUGAUCUGGUUGACAAAAUUUUAAAUAUUCUGCGAUAAGAAAAUUUUCUUUUAAAAAUGUUUGAAUAUUAAAGGUAAUAAUAGUAUUUUAUCGAAAAAAAAAUCCAUUUCUUAUUUCAUAUUUAAACCGUUCAGUCUACUCUUUAUGCUGUAAGUCACUGUCAUCUAAAUUUUUGAAUUCUAUAUAAUCUGACAAAAAUUUUAUACUGUUUUAGCUAUUUUUUCAGAAAUAGAAUCAUAUGCAUAAAAUAAACGUUGUAUCAAUUACUUCCGAUAACAUUAUUUUAUAAAGUAAUUUUCUCAUGAUUUUUUAAAUACAACUUCGAGUAAAAUAUUUGCAUUUUCUUAUAAUAAUUGGUAACAUUUGAUAUGAACAAUAUUCAAUACAGUAUCUACUUUUCGAUGGUCUGUCAGGAUUAUAGUGACAAGAAUCUGUAACAGUAAUUUCAUUUAUUUAAGUGAAUACUCAGAAAAAAUGCUCUUUUACCAAUUCUAAAUAAUUGCAAUUUUAUGUAUGUGGAGUUACUGAGCUUAUGCACAAUCCUGACAGUUUUGUAAAUUAUAUUGGUUUCUAUUUCUUAAGUGUAUCAUAAUAUGUCUGUCUUUAAUAUUCUUACUUAAACAUGUAUUAAAGUUCACAUUGCAAUACUUUCUUCAUUCAUUCUUUUUGUGCUUUAGUUGCAUUAUUUCUCUUCUUUGAAUAAAACAUACAAGGGAAUGUAUUUCAUCUGAAGACCUUAACAAUUAUUCAAAUAAUUUUUUAUGUAUUGUACUAUAAUAUUUUUUGAGGUCCAAAAUUUUAAAAUGAAUGUUUUUAAAAUUGUGUAAUAUGACCUUCAUUCCAUUUUGUAUUUGCUAGCAUGUUUGAAAUGUACAGCAAAGAUUGUGGAUAAAAAGUAUACAACGUUUUGUUACGACAUUUAUUAUGUACUUCGAACCUACUCUUUUGAGUUCCAGAUUUUUUUGAUAUUGUUUUGAACUUUUGAUGAUAAAUUUACUAUUUGAGUCAACAAUGUUUUUAUGACUGGAUAUUCAUUGUAUAAAUUCAGAAAUAAAGAAUUUCUUACAUAAA
Messenger RNA from Argiope bruennichi, 7490 nucleotides. RefSeq lists its product as uncharacterized. Bases 542 to 5065 code for a protein of 1507 amino acids. Gene Ontology annotation, cellular component: stress fiber. The transcript is spliced from 22 exons. The record is from RefSeq and is a predicted model, not a curated record. Gene Ontology annotation, biological process: positive regulation of stress fiber assembly; regulation of focal adhesion assembly. NCBI's taxonomy places the organism in Eukaryota, Metazoa, Arthropoda, Arachnida, Araneae, Araneidae. Gene Ontology annotation, molecular function: myosin II head/neck binding.